Adineta ricciae is the source of this 798-nucleotide messenger RNA. The record is from the annotation of a GenBank genome assembly. Lineage: Eukaryota; Metazoa; Rotifera; Eurotatoria; Adinetida; Adinetidae.
AUGCAAUUUAUCAAAACUUUCGCUCUACUAGCUGUGAUCUAUGCUGGUAUGAUUUCGGCCCAAGUGCCUAUUCCAUCGCGUCCAGAUGGAUACGGAGUUGGCGGUCCAGCUGAUGCUCAUGUGGUUGUGGAGAUGUUUCUCGAUCCGCUGUGUCCAGGUUGUAAGGCAGCAUGGCCUACUCUUUUACAAGUAAUUCAAGCUUAUGGUACAAGAAUUCAUGUUCGCAUUCAUACGUUCCCACUUCCAUAUCAUACAAAUUCGUUUGUUGCCUCACAAGGCUUACACGUUGUUGCCAAUGCAACCAGUCGAAACCUUGAUUCCAUCUUCCGGUACGCUACUAAAAUCUUCGAAAACCAACAGAUGUGGUACAAUGAUGCAACCAAAUCAAUGACCAUGCCAGACGUCAUCAAUUCACUCGCUGCAUUCGUCGAUAAGACUGGUCUAGUUCCAAAAGAUAAGUUUCUCAAUGGAAUGAACAGCGCUGACAUCAACGACAAAACACGUAUCUCAUGGAAAUACGCUUGUUCGCGAGGUGUCGUUGGAACUCCAUCAUUCUUCAUCAACGGUGUUAUGACCGGUGCAAGUUCCGCGUGGUCACUUGCCGAUUGGAAAUCUGUCAUUGAUCCAAUUUUAGCAUCGAACGAACAGAUCUCAUCACCAGUGAAAGACUGUCCACCAGGACAAAAGUCGUGCACGUAUGCUCCACAUAAAGUUCAAUGCUGUCUCGAUGGCGAAAGUUGCAUUCCAAACGUCGGUUGCCGUUGUUUCAACUCGAAAAAUGGCAACAAAUGUGCGUGA